CCUAAUGUAAAUCUAUCGGUGACUGUCUGUACAUGCCACCACCCCACAGACAAUGCUUAGCACAGUUAUGGUUAGAUUAAUACACUAAUUUAAAACUAUUAGGAAAUAGAGAGUGACGCAGUAAUGUGGGAAAACAAGGGGCUUCGGCAGAGAGCGGUGCAGAGGUGAGUGGGGGUAGUUUGUGGGUGGAGAGCUGAGGAACAAGCCCAGGUUUAUAUACUGAUAUUAUUUCAAUCUCUGAGGCCGGGUCCAAUGUAAGCAGCUCAGAAGCGCUGACCAUCACUUCAAUCACAGCCGAAUCAAUCCCUGCUCUGUUUCAGUCUCCCUUUAGAUGUUUCACUAGUUCGAUAAACUACUUAAUGAUAAACUUUAUUAAGUACAAAGAUCCCAUUCAUGGGAAGAAGAGCUGUCAUGCACUCAAGAUUUAGAUAAAGCUGGUUUUCGACAUAAUUUUUACAGUUAUUAGUUGUAGGCUGUUUGCACAGUACAGUAAAACAGUGAUGGCUUCACAAAUGGCUGUUACACAUACACACUGAGAACACACACCCCUGCUUUGACAUAACAAAUAUGAUCAAUCAGCAAAGGUGUGAAGCCAUCUGGGGGUUUGUGAAGUGAGCCUGUAUGAGCAGGUGUAUUUUCUCAGGUGUUGUGUAGUCUAAACUGCUGAGAGGACGUCUCCGGCUCAGUGGUGUGAGGGUGGUCCAUGGUACAGGAGGAUGUAGAGCCGAGAUGAAGCCGUUUCCUGCAGGCUGCCGCCAGACGGAGGCACUGAAGGUCUUUCCUUCAGAACCCACUCAGUGAUCAUUUCAAAUCUGAUGGAGGGAUCUCUAAUACAGAGAUAACACAAUCCAAGCCAUUACUCCGGAGAGACCUGGCAACAACUGAAGAAGAAAUAUAGAGGAAGGAGUUUUAUAAUUUAUAGUACCAUACAUACAGAUCAUCCAAAGGCAAUAGCAGCUCUGGCAACCGCUGUUGGCUCAAAAUGCUAUUUACAAUAGGACUUCUCCUCCUCCUCACCCCAUUCCCUUCAUUUCAAGCCACAACCAGUUUGAAAAGAGACUCUGCAGGAAGCGAUGUGAGGAAGGGUGACGCUGCCCUCACACAUUCAAAACCAAAACCCGCUGCUGUGCUCAACAAGCACGCUGUUCGUUCUGCUCCGAAGCCAAACGCCGUCAAUCUGACGGUUUUAUCUGCUCCAGCCAUCAACCAAAAACCGUCAGCAGUCAGCGCUACGCUGACGGCCAAAAGCAAACUCGGCCCGGCAGUAAUUCAAACCACUCCGUCGCCAGCAGUGAAAGCCACUACAUCCAGUAGCUCCGCCACCAUCAAAGACAAGCCCACAGGCCCUGUCAAUCGGACUGCUGAGACCAAACCCCUCUCCACCAGUGAUGUGAAGAACAAACCUGCCUCCAGUAGAGUUCAAACUCUUCUGUCAACACCAGCAAAGGCUGUUAAAGCAAUUAGUGCAGCGGAUAACAAGAAUAAGCUCACAGUGUCUGCCAGUGAGACCACUGUAACCAAGGCCCAGUCAAGCAGCUCUAGAACUAGGCCUCACCCUUUGGUUGAUCAGAAUGCUUCAGCAAAAUCACCCUCAGGCCCUGACGUGACAGAUAGCAAAGACAAGCCUGCACCCACGGGAGCAUCAGAUGCUCAGCCAACACCCACAAAGACUCUGUCAGUGAGUGGGGUCACAGCUACUAAAGAAAAACACCAGCUGCGGGCCAAUGAGACCAUUUCAGGGACAUCACAUUCAGUUAGUGAAGUGAAGCCCAGCAAAGACAGGUCGGCACCAACAGGUGUUUCAGAUGUUCAAUCAACACCCACAAAGUCUGCUUCAGCAAGAGUGGAUAAGGGCAUUAAAGAAAAAGUCCAACCUUCAGCCAGUGAGAAAGAGAUGCCAGAUGUUCAAUCACCUACAAAGUCAGUUACAGCCAAUGGUUCCAAAAUUACCAAAGAGAAAUCUACUGAGACUAGUUCAAGUAAAUUACCUUCAGGCAGUGAAGUGAUAUCUGUACCGACAGGAGUUCCAGAUGUUCCAUCAACAUCCAACAGGUCUACUUCCAAGACUGGUAAAGGUAAAGUCCAUCCUUCAAUCAAUGAGACAUCCACAGGAGCUGCAGGUGUUCAAUCAAAUCAAACACCCACAAAGUCAGUUACAGCCAACAAUUCCAAAAUUACCAAAGACAAAUCUUCUGAGACUAGUUCAAGUAAAUCACCUUCAGGCAGUGAAGUGAAAUCUGUACCGACAGGAGUUCCAGAUGUUCCAUCAACAUCCACCAGGUCUCCUUCCAUGACAGUUUCUCCCCCACCCUCAUCCGGUGAUGUUAAACCUAGCAAAAACAAGCCUAAAUCAACAGCAGCUACAAAUCCGCCUCAGUCUGGUUCAGGGAACUCACCCUCAGGCAGUGAAGCCACACCAAAACCAAAGAAGCCUGCACCAUCUAGAGCUCCAGAUGUUCAAUCAACAUCUGCAACGGCAGCUCCAGCCAGCGGCAAGAAUGUCACUGAUUUAUCAACACCUGUAAAACCCUCAGUCAAUGACACCAAACCACCAGCCACAACUAAAGAAAGCUCGGCUCCUUCCCAACCCAUUAAAGUCGUGAUCAGUAACGACUGCAACUCGGGCAACACCAAGCAGCAGGAGCUGGAGCUGCAGCCUGGUUCUCCUCUGGUCAUGACACAUAAGAUUAGCUUGUUACCCAGCGGCUGCACCGGGGAGUGUGAGUCUGAGAUGGCAGCGCUGACACGACGAGUGACUCGGCUCGAGAGAGAGAUGUCCCUCCUAAAAGACAAAUGUUCAUGUUCUGGAAGCUGUUCGGAUAGCUGUAGUGGCAACAGGAAAUGUGAGAAGGGGAAAUGUGUCUGCCGUCAGGGAUACGAGGGCCCAGACUGCAGAAAAACUCAAGAUGGUGGUAGCCAAAGCGGACCUAGUAUACAGGAAGACGAACCUCAGUCUAAUGUAACAACAACGACCCCACCAUCUGGACAGAACACAGAUACUGGCAAGGUUCCAACACAAGGAUCUGGAUUAGGCUCAGUGAAAGUUCAAAACGUCUCCUCUCAUAGUUUUACUCUGACUUGGUUGGCACCGAAGGGAAUGUUCAAGAACUUCACUGUGGUCAGAACAGAGCUAGAGGGGGAUGAUGACGAGCAUGUGGGGGUUAGUGAGCAAGGACAUCAGCCUUCCAGAGCUAAGAACUCAACUGAGGUACCGGUGAAGACAGAAGGCACCAAACCCGUUGUGUCUAGAGGUAAAUCUGAAACCAGGACUUCUUUCGUGGUUCCUGGCAGUGUUCGAUCUGUGGGGUUUGUUGAUCUUAAAGCAAACACGCGCCACAGCCUGCAGAUAUACGGGACUAGUGCUGAGAAAAGGUCAAAGAUUCACAGAGUAACUGCAGUCACAAGUAAGUUAAGUCAUUUCUAUGUAUUUCCUCCACUGAAAAUGUCAGUGACACUCACUUCCUCCUCACCAGGCCCAGCGGCUGUUACUCACAUUGUUUUUAGCAACGUAUCCGAGACCUCUCUCACUGUGUCCUGGACCAAACCAAAGUGGACUCCCACAGGCUUCAAGGUCACGUACACCAACGCUGCCACAGGCAAGAGCCACUUUGUGACCGUGGGUCCUCGGCAGUCUCACACGGUUCUGUCCAAGCUGUCUGCUGGAUCAACCUACUCGGUCUCCGUCACUGCUACUCUAGGCAGAACCCAGAGCGACGCCCUCACCUCUGCUAUAACCACAGUGCCCGCCCCUCCAACUCAUCUGCAGGUGGUCAAUGUGACAGACAACAGAGCUGUGCUGCAAUGGACACCCAGCCCGGGCAAAGUAGACCGCUUCAUUGUUACCUACGAUUCCUCCAUGACUCCUAAUGUGACCGUGACGGUGAUGCUCUCUGGAAGCUCAGUGGAGCAGCACCUGAGGGGUCUGCAGAGAGGCACCGUGUACACGGUCAGAGUCCUGAGCCAGAAGGGCAGCCUCCAGAGCACGGCGGUCUCCACUACGUUCACCACGGCCAACGUGGCUAAAGCCAGCGAGGUGGGUCCUCGCUCCGCAGUCAUAACAUGGAGAACCCCCACUGUCGCUUACCACAGCUACAGAGUGAUCUACCAGGCAGCAGGAGGGGAGAAGAAGGAGGUGACCCUGGAGUCGGCCGUCACAGAGUACAAGCUAACAGGCCUCCUGCCCAUGUCACGCUACGCAGUACUGGUGCAAGGCGAGAGGGAAGGACAUUACACGUCACUGGUCACCGCAGACUUCACCACAGGCAAGUUGCGCUUCCCUUUCCCUACCGAGUGCUCUCAGGAGCUGCUGAACGGGGCCCUGCAGUCCGGUGAGGUGGAAAUCUACCCGCAAGGAAAGGAGGGCCCCGCCGUCAGAGUCUACUGCGACAUGGAGACUGAUGGAGGCGGCUGGACGGUUUUCCAGAGGAGGAUGAACGGGAAGACAGACUUCUACAGGAACUGGAGUGACUACAGGGCCGGGUUCGGAAACCUCAGUGACGAGUUCUGGCUCGGAAACGACCUGCUUCGCAAUCUGACAAGUGUCGGGCCCGUGAGUCUCAGAGUGGAUAUGAGAUCUGGAAAUGACACCGUUUACGCUCACUACGCCAACUUCUCCAUCGAGACAGAGAAGAAGCACUAUACCCUCACAGUGUCUGGCUUCUCUGGAACAGCAGGUGACUCUAUGAAGUACCACAAUGGCCGCCCAUUCUCCACCUGGGACAAGGACCCUCAGUCUCUCGGCAUCCACUGUGCCAAAGCCUACACAGGAGGCUGGUGGUACAAGAACUGCUACAAGGCCAACCUCAACGGUCGUUAUGGUGCCAACAGCAAUAAUCAGGGAAUAGUCUGGAUAGACUGGAAAGGCAAAGACGUCUCUAUUCCUUUCACUGAGAUGAAGUUCAGACCGUCUGCGUUCUCCCCUGCAGCUCUUGGCUAAAGCCCACCGUCUUAUGGGCUAUUCCACACGUCACGCUCCAUGUGAGGUUGCAUGUACAGUGGUUUUUCAAGCUACGAACAACAACCCAAUGAUACAACUGUCUUUCUCUGAGCUGUACUUGAGGUAAAGGUUUCAAGGUUUCUCAUUGUCAUUUUAAUCUGAAACAGUCGUGUAGAGUGAAACUACGUCCCUGUAGGAUCACAGGGCUACAACGAUGACAGACAUAAAACACAAGACACCACAUUAACCCCAAACCCCAAAACAGCGACAAAAGAAUGAAGAAAUGUUUAUUGUUUAUGUCGUGGUGUUCUUCCUGACUGCUUCCUGUUCACCAUGAUUUGCCACCUGACUACUACUGUAAUGAAAUAUGAAAUAUGCACUGCCUCACCCCAACUGGAAUAAAUGUGGCUAAUGUGG
Molecule: messenger RNA, 5353 nt
Organism: Betta splendens (Siamese fighting fish)
Lineage: Eukaryota; Metazoa; Chordata; Actinopteri; Anabantiformes; Osphronemidae
Product: tenascin-R-like
Exons: 15
Coding region: 983-4936 (1317 amino acids)
Molecular function (GO): protein binding
Source: RefSeq, a predicted model, not a curated record